AUGCAAACAAAUAACGGUAGAUUCAUCGGACAAGGCACUGAUGGGGUUUUUAGAAAUUUAAUGGCAAAACCAGACACUGAAGAAAUGAGACAAGAACAAGAAUUAAAUCCUCCAAGUUAUGAAGAAGCGGCAGCAGAUGCAUCCCCAGAAUACUGGGAGUCCACUAUGAUAUCUCCAAUGUAUGAAGAUGAAGUGUUUGUUCAAGGUCUACCAGUUGGUAAUAUUGCCAACUUUGUCUGGAAUGCUUUGGUUACAGUAGCGUUUCAGUUUGUUGGUUUUAUUUUGUGUUAUUUAUUACACACUUCUCAUGCCGCUAAGCAAGGUUCUAGAGCUGGUUUAGGGGUGAAUCUAAUAAUGUAUGGAUGGAAUUUAGUUCCGCAGAAUUUUGGUCAUCCAGAUCAAUUACCUAAAAAAUAUCAACCAGAUAAUCCAAACGAUUUUGACAUUGACAGAUCUAGUAAGAUUAAUGGGAAAAUUGACAACUAUUCAUCAGGUAUAUUUAUUCAAAAUUCUAAAGAUGAUAAUCCUGAUGAAUGGUUGAAGACUUCAGUUAGUGCUCCAUAUGUGGCAUAUGGAUUAAUUGCAUUUGGAUUAUUCAUAAUAUUGAAAUCAUUGGUUGAUUACUAUAAAGUGAAACAAUUAGAAAGAGCCAUUUUGAACCCUUCUAAUGGUGUUCCUGUGACAAAUUCUGUGACUGGUGUAGUUGAAGAAAUUGAUGAAGAGAAUCGUCGUUUAGAAGAACAACUGAGGUCUCCAAGAUCAAAUGAACCCCAACAUUAA
Candida tropicalis MYA-3404 is the source of this 780-nucleotide messenger RNA. RefSeq lists its product as uncharacterized. The record is from RefSeq and is a predicted model, not a curated record. Gene Ontology annotation, biological process: metal ion transport; ubiquitin-dependent protein catabolic process; vacuolar transport. Gene Ontology annotation, cellular component: endoplasmic reticulum; perinuclear region of cytoplasm; Golgi apparatus. The coding region runs from base 1 to 780 and encodes 259 amino acids. Lineage: Eukaryota; Fungi; Ascomycota; Pichiomycetes; Serinales; Debaryomycetaceae. The transcript has a single exon.